This is a messenger RNA of Cervus elaphus (red deer), 1547 nucleotides long. RefSeq lists its product as uncharacterized. Lineage: Eukaryota; Metazoa; Chordata; Mammalia; Artiodactyla; Cervidae. The coding region runs from base 271 to 1365 and encodes 364 amino acids. The record is from RefSeq and is a predicted model, not a curated record. The transcript is spliced from 2 exons.
ACUCUUGUCUUUUGGGUCUCCUGAAUUGGCAGAUGAGUUCUUUACCAACUGCGCCACCUGGGAAGCCCACAAUCAUCACAAACAACUAAUUUUUAUUUACUAAAUGAUUAACUCACUUCCCCAUUUUUUAUUAAAGACAGAGCCCUCUCAUGAGCAGGAAUGUUUCCUUCCCCUCCCCCACCCCAAGACAGAGGGAUGCCAAGCUGGGCCAUCACAUUACAAAAUGUUAUUUUGUGCCGGCUUUAGGAAAAGAGGGGCAUUUGGUGACUCAUGAAACCAAAAGGCGCUAGCUUCAGGCCAGGCUGGAUCCAGGCGCUCAGAGAGCAGCAGGUGGAAGCCAUCUGCCAGCUCUCAGUGUGGCUCUCCUCUGCCUUGGCUGCACCAGGUGCUUCCUCCAUGGAGAGCCCUCUAGAGAACAGUGUUGGAGGCCACCAGGCCAGCAACCCCAGAUGCAGGGGAGCAUCGGCCUCCCGGGGACCCCCAAAGUCCCAGGACAGCUGCUAUCUGGCCACACUGGGGAUUGCACUGCCCCAACUAUCCCCUGGUGGUUCUUACCAGCCACACCUGGGACUCACAGCCAUCCUGGAGCCCAGGGACGGUGUCAGCCCGUGGACCCACUGGAGUGAAAGGGGGAUGGUUCCCAAAGGAAAAGCAGGAGCUGCUGCCACCAGAAGAAGGUAUUGGGCUUGGGCAGUGAGAGGCCUUGGGCUUGCUCAGGAGCGUGUGUGUUUCCAGGUGCCCAGAGUAGGGCUCGGGAGAGGAAGAGAAGGUGGGAGAGGGCAGAGUGUCCCCUUAGCCUUCUGGAGGGGCAGCCCCCUGCCCUGGCCUGUUUCCCCUGAAGCACAUUUUCCACAUGACCUGGGUGGUUGGGUCCAGGUUCCUCCACCCUCCUUCCUACCUCUCCCUUUUUUCUCCCACUUUCUUGGCUCCAAAAGGGCAACUUCUUCCAGCUCCUGUGCACCACACACAGAACAUACAGCAGGCGCCACUGUGUGCUUUGGGUUAAGAUCAGCACAGUCAAGUUCAUUCCCAAGGCUCAUGGGAGCCCUUCCCAGACGCACCACCAGGCAGGUCUCCCCACUGUACUCGUCAUCCAGGGACGCAGGUUGGGAUGGUCUUGCCUUCUUUCCAAGUGGACUCUGGGCAGCUGGGCCAGUGUCUGUCCCUCUGUGGAGCCCAAUGGACUCAGGCUCACCCAGCACCAUCCUCCUCAUCUCCUUCUCCCUGUCCCCGUCCAUCACACUCGGUCCCGCCUCCAAGUCGUGGCCAGGAAGCCACGCUACCAGAGAUGCCUCCCCACCUUGGGCCAUCGUCCUCUUGAGCUCGGCUCCAGCCCCCACACCCCUGAAAGCUCCCCAUGGCUGAGAACAGUGAGAACCCCUGUCCUAGGGCGGGCAGACUGCAGCAGGUGGGGGCUGUGCCGUGUAUUUUCAAGCCUGAAGUGAGAGGGAGUGGCGGGCGGGGCGCUGCUGGGGCGCCGUGUCCCUUACUGGGGUUAAACCCUCGUAUGACUGCCGGCUCGCCUUCUCUCCCCAUCACAGUGCCCC